Molecule: messenger RNA, 4804 nt
Organism: Leptomonas pyrrhocoris
Lineage: Eukaryota; Euglenozoa; Kinetoplastea; Trypanosomatida; Trypanosomatidae
Product: putative protein kinase
Exons: 1
Coding region: 500-4804 (1434 amino acids)
Biological process (GO): protein phosphorylation
Molecular function (GO): ATP binding; protein kinase activity
Source: RefSeq, a predicted model, not a curated record
GAAAAAGAGCACGGUGGUGAUUUCACGAUAGUAUCACUGUAACAGGCACUGUAUAGGUCUGAAGACUCUAGCCAUUUGAAAUAAACCCCAGGGUGCUACACAAGUGCUUUUCUUUGAUCCACUGCUGCAGUUUGUCGAAAGCGUUCCCUGCGAUUUGUCUUGCCGUCCUUUAGAAUCUGGUUUAACAAGAGCAGAAGCUUGUCGGCGCGCAAACAGCAGACAGGAAUAAUCAAUUCGUUUAAUAUCCACGCGUCUCGUAGAAUAACUAGGUGUCAGCAACGCACCGAAAAACCUUUUCUGUAUAUUAUUUCUUCUUCUUUAUCUUCUCUUUUCAUCGGUAGCUGCUUUUCUUUGCUUGUUCAUCCUCCAAUAACCCGGAAUCAGCAGGUUGCGUGUGUUGUGCAACAAAAUUAUAGCUUGAUGAAUUGAAUCGCUCGCUAAUAAUUGGGACGAAUCAACAACCUGACCCACCUGUCGUGGUGCCAGUAAGUGACGUGCAAUGUCGAAUUCAGCAUCUUCUACGAAAGUCGAAAACGCAGAGGGGACAGCGGCACUUACAAAAGCCACAGAUUUCCGUCACGAUUCAACAAAGAAACCUGCGAAACGUUACUCAAUCGCAGAAAGUGGAAAAACGGGCGGCGGGCUUCUAGAAAAGGCUGUUUCAGCAUCUGGAAGACGAAGCCCUAUUCGGAGUAGAAUUGCUGUGGUUCAAAGCCGUCGUGUGCCUUCCCGUAUGGAUAGUCAGCCCCAAGUAGUGACCGGCAACGGGAACUGCGUCCCGGCCGGCGGAAACGAAAAACUGACACAACCUCAAGGCUCUGGUAUCCGUCCUCUUAGUCCAUUAGACAGCCUCAAUGGGACAGCCGCUCCACACGAAGGUCGGUUUAAGGUUAAGAAAUCGAAUGCGCUGCACAAAGCGUCUGGAUCGGCGAAAGCGACAGAUGGCGAAGCAUCUUCGGACUCACCCGCGUUCGAGGAUGAAAACCGCUUUGAUAGGCACCCCAACGGCUCAAACACUGCAAAAUCGCCCGACGCAGCGGGUCAGUCAAACCGACUCAAUGCCGCUGAUCGCCCUUCUCGGCUAAGUGGAGAUAAUGCUGCGCAACAACAUCUGGGUGGACCCCUGCGACCAACGAAGCCUCCAGCUCAACAGCUUCGGCAGCUUUCCGCAAGCAAAGAAGGAGCCCGUGGUGGCAACGCCGAUCCUUUGCCUAAUGCAGACGUUCUAAAGAGCUUACCUCCGAUUCAGGCCACCGAUCAGGAGCCACGUAUCGCGAAGCAAUCCGAUGGAACUGAGCACAGAAGCAGCGGCGAGGCAAGAGGAAGCGGACCACGCCCUUCUGUGACGCGCACCGGAAACGUUCUAGACACGCACGGGGCGCCUGGCGACGCUAUCACAACGGACACCCGUGGUAGCAUUAGCCGCAGCCGUCGUAGUGCUCAGGUGCUGCGUGGUUUUAUUGGAAACAGCGACAAGAGGCAAGGAGGCGUUCCGGGGCGACUAUCGAACGGCUCAGGAGUUCCCAACAACAGAGUUAGCAUCAGCGAAGUUAAUCCGUUGCAUCACGCGAGCCACAUGAGUGCGCUGAGCGAGGGUGAUGGAAACGCCGAGAUGCCGUAUCACAGUAGUUACGAUUAUGAAGAUGGAUCCUCGCUUACGCAAAGCAGCGCUACUGAAAUCGAGGUGCGCGCCGAUGAUUUGCAUCCGUACGCUGAUGACGGAGGAGAUACUUUUUGCGACGAGCAGUCCUUUGCCAAUCGCCGCGGAGAACUAGAGUGGCUGCGGACGCCGUCUCUCUUUUACUUUUUUGCGAACGUUAUUAAGUGGAAUGAGUUACAGUUACAACGAAGAGAGUUCAUGAGCUUAUUGCAGGCCCGUCAACAACAGGGCAGCCAGGCGUCAGUUUCAAUCGUCUCCAUCUGGACGCAACACCGUGAGCGUGAAUUGCGGACAUUGGAAGCCAAUAUCAGUUUCUCUGCAUUCGAGCUAGAAGGGGUAUAUUUGAACCGAUUGCUGAUGCGCUGGUCGAAGCCAAAGCUGCGCUCACUCGUUGCAGACGUCGUAGCUACGUGGAAAAAAGAGGGGCCAAGCAGCGCGAAGUUCGACCGCGUGUCGUCGCGCCUGUUCGAUGCGAUCUCUAGCGAAGAGGCUUGCCAGCUUCGCUGCACGUGGGUGUUCCGUAUGCGACAGUGGCUGGGGCUGCCGCAGCAUCGCUGGAUUGUGACUGGGAUGCUUAUUGCGUGCUUUGUUGUGGCGAUUCUUUGUAUUGUUUUCCUCGCGGUGUUUGGGCGCGCCCACGAAGUGGUCUGCAUCGUGCUUUCCGCAGUGCUGGGCGUCGCCGUUGUUGUGAUGUACGUUUUGGCGCUGUUCAUCCUCCACAACAACACUUACACGUCGGCUGCCGCGACCUACUUCCGCGAGGUCGUGGUGCGUGCUGCGCAGCAACGGAUGGAAAAAGAAGAGCUGGAGGAAGGGGACAGCCUUACUGGUGUGAACAGCUAUGUUCAAGGGAACGAAGAGAAAUACGGUGGACCACGCGGCCGUGGCAUGGGAGGACUGGCGAACAGCGACGACGCGGACGCGCGGAGCGACUACACCACAGAGCAGACCUCGCUGGCGGUGCGAAAUUUGCGAGCCCUGACGGAGGGCAACGCCCACCCUGCAGGCCCUGGAGCACAGUACUACCGCAUUCCGGAUAACCUUUCCGGGGAGCGACGCGGGUCGGGCACGGCAGCAGGUGGGUACUACGAUGACGACAUGACCCUCACCGACGAUAACGCGCCCUCGCUCACGAGCAGACCUCCACAGGCUGGCGACGGCGCGAAGCAGAAGCAGGACUUGGAUCGUGACAACACAUUGUUGCUGAGUAAUGCUACGUACGAACAGCACCAAAAGUACCUGAAACAGCGGCAGUCCCUUCUGGUCCAGGAGACGAUGAGCUCGUCAAAAGUUCGCAACGACGGGGCAGACGCGACAAGAGAGGACCGCUUUGAGGGUCACACGAACGGCAAGGAGCACGUGAGUGGGAGUAGCGGAGGUAUGCGAGACGGCGCCAAGGGAGCUGACGGUGGUGUUAACGGGUCGACAGGCCAGCAGCAGCUUGCGAAUCUUCCAGACAAGGUGAACAUCACCGCUCUCAUCUACUGCGACAACGCAAACCUGCUUUCGGAGGUCGCGCCGUCGCUGUGGGAUCGGAUGUUCAUACUGCUGCGCGUCGCCGACCUGCACGCCCUCGACAGCUCCUUCAAGCACGGUUCCGAGCGCUUUAAGGUGAUUCUUAUCCACGCGGCGGAUGCGCCGGACGGGUCGGAGGUGUUGCACACAGCGCUGACGUGGCUGCAGGUGGAGCGCCGCCCCGUCUUUUUCAUUUCACGCCAAGCCAACGGCUACCCUUAUCAGGUACCUCCCUCUGCUCGUCUCAAGGUGCCCUUCACUUCCACCGCCAUCAACACCUUGUUCCUCGCCGGUCUCGGUGUGGAGGCAGAGCUCGGCGGCGUCUCUUUCCCUGCGCUCAUGCAGCAAGAGCAGUCGCCUUCGCAGCCCUUUCAAGCGCCGCCGUACGUGCUCGGCCGGCGACUGGGCGGUGGCGCCUUUGGGAACGUGUUCGAGGCCGAAAUGGAGCAAACCGGUGCGAAGUGCGCGGUGAAGCGCAUGUACCUGAAGGAGGACUCUGACGACGGGGGCCAGGAAGCGCAGGGCGGGCACAGCAACAUCACGGCAAACACCUCCGCUCGUGGCUCCGCCAAUGGAGAGGCGAAGGCGGCGCCCGGUGCGGCGUGCCACCCGGCCGCCCCGAAAACCGGCGAGGCGGCUGACGAAAGCACGAGCAAGCCUGAUGCCGACUGUGGCACCACCGGAGUCGGGUCUCAGCUACGCGAGAUCGCGCAGGAGGUGGAGAUUAUGAGCUCCCUGCAGCACCCGAGCAUCGUCCGCUACUACUUCUGCGAGCGCGACGACAACUGCAUCUCGAUCUUCAUGGAGCUCUGCACCGGCGGCUCCCUCAGCUCGUUGAUACACAGCGGCAAGCUGGUGAACCCGCCGGAGGUCAAGCUUGUGUUGCGUGAGAUUAUCAGCGCCGUGGCUUACCUGCACAGCCUGCGCAUCGUGCAUCGCGACUUGAAGCCGGACAACGUGCUAUUUCGUCUCGGGCACGUCAAGAUCACCGACUUCGGCACCGCCGUGCACAAACACGGUGGCGACCUGCGUCUCAUUAAAGGCACCUUUGCGUACAUGGCUCCCGAGACGUUGGUGGGCGAGCCGUACGGCAGCGCGUGCGAUGUGUGGUCGAUUGGGUGUAUCGCGGCGGAGAUACUGUCUGUGGACCUCCCCCAGCACGCACUGGGUCUCCCCGCGAUGUGCGAGUACUACCGGAACAUGGAGAAUGACAGCACGCUGCCCAUCGAGUGCGACGUGCCCGGGGUGCGGGACUUCCUCCUCGCCUGCCUGCGUCGCAACCCCAACGAGCGCAGCACCGCGGCGGAGCUCUUCUACCACCCCAUUUUGCAGGCCAGAGACGCAUCGAUUCAGUCGUGGAUGCAGAAGGUUGUGGAGCAGCGUCGGCACCGGCACAUCCUGCAGCACAAAAUGUCACACCGCAUUGGUCCCGGUGGUCGGGGCAGCGGGGUGCCGGGCAGUGCACACGCCCGACCCAACUCACCACACAGAAGUGAUAGAGUAGGAGGGGAUGGUGGUGACGGCUUCGAUCUCAGUUCGGGCAACGGAAGCGUCAUCUCUCUUGACUCGUCACAGCUGACGGAGCAUGACGAACACGCGGGCUCUGUGCUCACUCAGGAGACUAAAUGA